AUGUCCGCAAACAUCCUCUCUUUCGUCGUAGCUGUCGGCGUUGUUGCAGCUUUGCGUCCCAACACCACAUCCAUCUGCGACUACUAUACUCCUCUCGUGCUCGGGAAAGAGAACACACCCGCCAACCAACAAGAACUCAUGGCGUUAAUCACCCAUAUUUUUAUUCUGGGCAACUACACUACUCCUAACGUGGGGGUCAAGGUGGACGGCAUUGCAGGCCCCUUCACCUACGAAGGCCACGACGUCAACCUUCUCCCAUACUUCACUGGUGGAUACUACUCGACCAACGAAAAUGGAAAGCCCGUUGCAAAGAACUUCCUGGAUGAUGGAGGAGCUGGUGCACUGCUUGCCAACAAGCCAGCCAACACCACGACCUCUAAUCAAUACAAACUCCUUACCCACGUGUAUCAGUACUUUGGCGACUUUUACGGAUGCUCCCAGCAGGGGGUCCCUGACUUCCCCCACUACCAAGGCGUUGCCAGCAUGUGGGAGGUGCACAAAUUCAUGGACCCCAACGUCUGGGAAGCUGGCUAUUUCAAUGAACAGAUUGUGCUUGCCGGAAAGUCAAUCGGAUUCGAAGAGCCAGACGUCAACUUUACUCGAGAGGCGCUCGACCAGACGUUCACCUACCGCUGCAUCCCCCCGGCAGCCGUGAUUCCUCCAUCAGCGGGACCUCAGCUCCAGACCAUUUGCUCCGAUGUCUACAGCUGCCCCCUUGCUGCGAAUGCAAACUGCUCGGCCUACCCAGACAAUGGCGUUGUCCCUUAUCCUGAGAUUGCAAACGUCACACUUCUGCAGGGUGUCCCCAAAGAGAAUGACACGCUCGGCCUGAGCAGCACGUCGACCUCUUCUUCCGCGAGCGCAUCGGCUACCGCUAGUGGGUCAGCAGCAACUCCCAGAACGUCUAGCACCAACGCAGCUGCUUACACUUUGGCCGCAGGAAAUUCGAUGGUGGCCCUUGGAAGCAUGGUGGCCCUUUUGGGCAUGAGGCUCCUUCUGUGA
Cladophialophora psammophila CBS 110553 is the source of this 1002-nucleotide messenger RNA. RefSeq lists its product as uncharacterized. The coding region runs from base 1 to 1002 and encodes 333 amino acids. The record is from RefSeq and is a predicted model, not a curated record. NCBI's taxonomy places the organism in Eukaryota, Fungi, Ascomycota, Eurotiomycetes, Chaetothyriales, Herpotrichiellaceae. The transcript is spliced from 3 exons.